This is a messenger RNA of Neogale vison (American mink), 9179 nucleotides long. It is a transcript of the gene SLC7A14, whose product is annotated as solute carrier family 7 member 14. The record is from RefSeq and is a predicted model, not a curated record. Gene Ontology annotation, biological process: transmembrane transport; amino acid transport. The transcript is spliced from 8 exons. The coding region runs from base 400 to 2715 and encodes 771 amino acids. Gene Ontology annotation, cellular component: plasma membrane. Gene Ontology annotation, molecular function: amino acid transmembrane transporter activity. Lineage: Eukaryota; Metazoa; Chordata; Mammalia; Carnivora; Mustelidae.
GCCGCCCACGUGACUCCAGGAAGGCGGAGACAGGCGAGCUGGAAAGAAGACUGACAGGCUGCCUGGAGGGAGGUGAGGAGGGGGUCGAACUGAAUAAUUGAGGAGCUGUUCAGCAGCAGCGGCUACCUCCUGCCUUCCUUUGCCACCACCACUCCGCAUCACAGUGGGAGAGACAGACUCUGGCGCUGUAAGUGCAGACGACUAGCCACCAGUCCCCGCAGCCUGUUAAUCGCCUCCAGCCCUCUGACAUUCAUGCCCAGGAGAAGGCUGCUUUGGGUCCCUCUGGACCUUUCCUAAAAAGGAGAUCCCUACUCACUAGAUGAGUUCCAGAAGCACCCACUAAGGCUCCCACAGACCCUCUUUCAUCAGUUGACCUUCACCGAAACCCUAUCACGCAGGAUGAGUGGCUUCCUUGCCUCCCUGGACCCCCGGCGGGUGCAGUGGGGAGCCGCCUGGUAUGCCAUGCACUCCAGGAUCUUGCGCACCAAACCAGUGGAGUCCAUGCUGGAGGGAACUGGGGCCACCACAGCCCAUGGCACCAAGCUAGCUCAGGUGCUCACCACCAUGGACCUCAUCUCACUUGGAGUUGGCAGCUGCGUGGGCACGGGGAUGUACGUGGUGUCUGGUCUGGUGGCUAAGGAAAUGGCAGGACCCGGUGUCAUUGUGUCCUUCAUCAUUGCAGCCGUUGCAUCCAUAUUAUCAGGCGUCUGCUAUGCAGAGUUCGGAGUCCGCGUUCCCAAGACCACGGGGUCAGCCUAUACCUACAGCUACGUCACUGUCGGGGAAUUUGUGGCGUUUUUCAUUGGCUGGAACCUGAUCCUGGAGUACCUCAUUGGCACUGCGGCUGGCGCCAGCGCUCUGAGCAGCAUGUUCGACUCGUUAGCAAACCACACCAUCAGCCGCUGGAUGGUGGACAGCGUGGGAGCUCUCAAUGGCCUGGGGAAAGGUGAAGAAUCGUACCCUGACCUUCUGGCUCUAGUGAUUGCAAUCAUCGUCACCAUCAUUGUUGCACUGGGGGUGAAGAAUUCCGUGGGCUUCAACAACGUCCUCAAUGUGCUGAACCUGGCAGUGUGGGUGUUCAUCAUGAUCGCAGGCCUCUUCUUCAUCAAUGGGAAGUACUGGGCUGAGGGCCAGUUCUUGCCCCAUGGCUGGUCAGGGGUGCUGCAAGGAGCAGCCACGUGUUUCUAUGCUUUCAUCGGCUUUGACAUCAUCGCCACCACUGGAGAGGAAGCCAAGAAUCCAAACACGUCCAUCCCUUAUGCUAUCACCGCCUCCCUGGUCAUCUGCCUGACAGCAUAUGUUUCUGUGAGCAUGAUCUUAACUCUGAUGGUGCCAUACAGUGCCAUCGACACGGAAUCCCCGCUCAUGGAGAUGUUUGUGGCCCAUGGGUUCUACGCUGCAAAAUUCGUAGUGGCCAUUGGGUCAGUUGCAGGACUGACAGUCAGCUUGCUGGGCUCCCUCUUCCCAAUGCCAAGGGUCAUUUAUGCCAUGGCUGGUGAUGGGCUCCUUUUCAGGUUCCUGGCUCACGUGAGCUCCUACACAGAGACGCCAAUGGUGGCCUGCAUUGUGUCAGGGUUCCUGGCAGCUCUCCUCUCACUAUUAGUCAGCCUGAGAGACCUAAUAGAGAUGAUGUCCAUCGGCACACUCCUUGCCUACACCUUGGUUUCUGUCUGUGUCUUGCUCCUUCGAUACCAACCGGAGAGUGACAUUGACGGUUUUGUCAAGUUCUUGUCCCAGGAGCACACAAAGAAGAAGGAAGGCAUCCUGGCUGACUGUGACAAGGAAGUUUGUUCUCCUGUGAGUGAAGGGGAAGAGUUUUCUGGCCCAGCCACCAACACAUGUGGGGCCAAGAACCUACCAUCUCUGGGAGACAAUGAGAUGCUCAUAGGCAAAUCUGAUAAGUCAACCUAUAAUGUGAACCACCCCAACUAUGGCACUGUGGACAUGACCACAGGCAUAGAAGCUGACGAAUCCGAAAACAUUUAUCUCAUCAAACUAAAGAAGCUGAUUGGGCCCCGUUACUAUACCAUGAGGAUCCGGCUGGGUCUUCCAGGCAAGAUGGAUCGGCCCACGGCAGCUACAGGGCACACGGUGACCAUCUGCGUGCUGCUGCUCUUCAUCCUCAUGUUCAUCUUCUGCUCCUUCAUCAUCUUUGGUUCCGACUACAUCUCAGAGCAGAGCUGGUGGGCCAUCCUUCUGGUUGUUCUGAUGGUGCUGCUGAUCAGCGCCCUGGUGUUCGUGAUCCUGCAGCAGCCAGAGAACCCCAAAAAGCUGCCCUAUAUGGCCCCCUGCCUCCCCUUCGUGCCUGCCUUUGCCAUGCUGGUGAACAUUUAUCUCAUGCUAAAGCUCUCUACCAUCACAUGGAUCCGGUUUGCAGUCUGGUGCUUUGUGGGUAUGCUCAUUUACUUCGGGUACGGCAUCUGGAACAGCACCCUGGAAAUCAGCGCGCGCGAAGAAGCCCUGCACCAGAGCACGUACCAGCGCUACGACGUGGACGACCCCUUCUCGGUGGAGGAGGGCUUCUCCUACGCCACAGAAGGCGAGAGCCAGGAGAACUGGGGCGGGCCGGCUGAAGACAAAGGCUUCUAUUACCAGCAGAUGUCAGAUGCCAAGGCCAAUACCCGGACAAGUAGCAAAGCGAAGAGCAAAAGCAAACACAAACAGAACUCAGAGGCCCUGAUUGCAAAUGAUGAGUUAGAUUACUCUCCAGAGUAGGAGUAAACACACAAGAAACGUGUAGAAACGGUGGUGAUUCCUUUUCAGUAACUUAAACCGUGGGCUAGAGGAUGAAAACAUUUUUGGCUCUCAUUUCAAAAAUCCAGCCUUCCCCAGAGUCAGUCCCCAGUCAUAGCCUGUCAUUUGCUAGUUUUGCUCUUCCGGAUAGUUCUGUCGAAGAGUUUAACCUGGGUUUCAUCAUUGAUCCCCUUGUUUAAAAAAGAAAAAACAAAAAACAAACAAAAAAAAAAAAAAUGAAGAAGAAGAAGAAGCUAAACCAGAGGCUGCAAGAAAUUCUGUCUUAGGUGUGACCAUCAGAGCUGAUGGCGGCAAGUGUUUCCUAGGCCUUUGCUUUGCUGGUUGAAGCUUUUUGCUUCUUAUGGAGACCCCAGAAGCAGGGGCUCAUUUUGGGGGCCACCCUGAGGCUGCAGCUCCUCCUGGAGAUGUGCCAAAGCAGGCAGGUGUGGGUGUGGGUGUGGGCAGGUGGACGUGGGCACUUUCUCAGCAAGAAACGUUUGGUCUGAAAUCUCACAAAAACGAAUCCAUGGAGAAGACACAGGCUUCUUUUUAUUCACCAAGGUUCUCCCAAUCUCCAAACUCUCACUUUAGGAUCCAGCAAAGGUUAGGGACUCUGAGACCGUUUCCCCCAGAGGUCUGAGAGCUACCCUAAGGCAGCCUUGCAGAUCCAACAAUGUGGUAAGAAGCACCAUCAAAGCACUACUUGAAUGCCCAGGAAAAAAAAAAUAAAAUAAAAAAUCAGCUAACUAUCUCUUGCGGUGAAGGCCAGAAGGGCACUGGCAGAAAUUAACUCUCUGUCAUACCUUUUCUUUUACCAGCCUCUUGGCUCCUGCUGAUAUAAUGAAAGGGGGCAAAGUCGGAGCAUGAUUUCAUGGCAUUAAUAUGCCUUGAAGAAGUAGGCCGUUUGUUUUCUAAUCGGAUAAAAAUCUUUACAAGGAGAAGUGACCCAGCCGCUGAGAUCACAUUGCAAAUUCUAUUUCAGAUUUCCAAAAUUAUAAAUUGCGUAGUUUGUUGAGAUUUGCCACCGCAUGAGCUGCGGGGGCUUCUCUGAAAACAGAACUGUUGAAGCUCGGCUUGUGAGGUAAUGGCAUUCCAAGAGAUCACAUUUCACUUCUGAACCUUACUCUCAGAUACGAGUAGCUUGCUUUUAGAUAUAUAUUUUGUCUGUUCUUCCCAGAGCAGGUUCACUGAAGCCCAGAAAAAUGCCUACCUGGUAAGGUCUGCAUCAGGCCCUAAGAGGGGCUCUUAAAGGAAUUUUCUUCUAAAUAACCUAGGUGAGAGAAUGUGUGGCAGGAAAAAAACACACGGCUUAUCAGUUCUACUCCUGGGUCCCCGGGAUUCCCACGGCGGCCUGCAGUCUUGCACGCAUCAACACGAAGGCGCGGUGGCAAUCAAGCUACAGUCUUUAUGGGGGUUUCCUGAAAGGGGCGCAAAAUAGCAGAUUUCUUGCCCUCCCUCUCAGAUCUAGUACUAUGCCAAAAGUUUUCUAGACUACAUCGACUAACGUGAAGUCUAUUCUUUGUUGAAAGGUUGAGGUUCGUGCCAUCUUGGCAUACCUUAGGAUUACAGACAGGAGGCAGAAGUCCAUUUUUUCACUCAGUGAACAGUGACUGAGACUGUAUCAAGUGCGAAGCAAUGGGAAUAGAACAAAGUGUAAUAUUCUGCCCUUGGGGGCUCCCAGGGCAGGGAAUGAGCAGCACUGGCAUCUGACAAACACAGAUAAAACCACCAAGCCUGACAAGCCUUCCUGGCUGAUGCCCUGGGCUUUAAUAUAGAAUAAAAUAGAAGGUCAAUUGAACCUAGUUUUUUUUUUUUUUUUUUAAACAUGCUUUUAAGUAAAUUGCAUAUUGCACCUAUGGCCAACGAAUGCCAGUAAAUUCAAGUAACGCCUAUUUUCUAGAACUUCUUUUCCAUUCUUCUGUAUGAAUUGUUUAGAAUUCUGGUUUCCUGGGGUCAUUUUGUCAAUGUAACGCGUGACAACACCAUGUUUUUUUCUUCCCUAAACUUACCCCUAAAGAUACAGUGCCUGGUCUGUGAAACACACCCUUGGGGAUGAACUAUGGACGAAUUAUCAGUAGUUUUUUGUGAAUACAAAGUUUUGAACUAGUUUCGAGACUCAACAAGUCUGCCUAAACUAAAUACAAUGUGUGAAGCCUGAAAUAUCCAGAUAGAUGGCGGGGUGGGGGGGCUAUAUUCAUUAAAAAUGUUCAAAAAGAAAUAUGGGUGUAAAACAACAAAAUCUUAACGUGGCUGAAAGAGCUCCCUUUCAGUAGUGAGUGUUAAGUAUUAAGGUCACGAUAGUUUGCUGGCAGAUGUAUGGAAUUUCUGUAGCAUGAGGAGAGAGAAUACAGAGUGAACCCCGUUGGUAUUGAUUUUGCAAAGACUCUAUGAACUCUUCUGGUUCUGGAGACAUUUCUCCAAGAUUGUAUCUCCUUUCUAUAAUCUUGGUCUCUUUAUUUCUCUAAAGUAAGUCAACUCCCUAGCAAUCUUAGUUUUUAAAAAAAAAAUUAGUAUGAUAGAGAAAGACUUUUUUAAGUAAAUUGACAUGUUUUUGUUCAUGUUUCCCAGCUUCUAUGAAAUGGUCCCAGGUUUCACAAUGCAGUUUCAAAUACUGUCAGUUACUAGAAUGAUUAUAUUAGUGUUUCCUAGCAAUUUUCUCAAGACCGCAUUAGUGGAAUCACGUUAAAAGUAAGAUCACCUUAUAAUUACUGUAGAAACUUAGCCUUCUUAAAUGGGUCCAAGGAAGACCUACAUUUUAUUGAAUUCUUCUCUCCUGCAGGAGCUUUUCCAGGAAGGUUUCAUUGUGUGAAUUAGUAAUGUGAAACCAAUUAUGAACUUUUUUGUAAUUGUAUUCAAUUUAUUGGUACCCUGCUUCCUUUCAGAAAGAUUUCAAGGUGGCUAUUAAAAAACAUAUAAUGCAAAAAUAAGCAAGGAGCUUGGGUAAAUAAAAACAGAAAUAGAAAGGAUAAGACGAGGCUAGAGUGUGUAUGUUCAGUGCACAAAUGCAAAAUCUUGAUAUGCAUUGCUAAAUUUGCCAAUGAGGUAGCAACUUGAAAAACACUGAAAUUGUUGGGAAGGACAAGAUAAAAUACUCCUGCAUGAUAAGAACAAAUCUUUCCCCAUGAGGGCAGAGAACAGCAUAGAUCAUUGAAACCCACAUACAAGCUCCAGGCUUAGAUUUUGCCAGCUCCCCGUGCCUGGCAUAGAGUGGGUGUUCAGUAAAGUACCUGAUGAUCAGAUGGAAGGCUGAAUGGACAAAUGAAAGGAAAAGGAAAUAUCACCUAUUCAAGAAUGUUUUGUGGAGUCCUUAUCUGUGCUAUGGUCUAAGACAUGGGGGAACCAGGACAUAUAAUAUAUAUCAAUAAAAACCAUAGAGAAGGUUACAUGUAAGAUGAGGGAGUUACAAUGUUCAACAAGAGUUCAAAUACAGAAAAGACCUCCUUCCAUUGGGAAAAACGAUAGCGAAUGUAGUCCUUGCGUGGAGCCCUGCGGAAUGGGCAGAACCUUUCCCCCAGAUAGAAAUGGGGGAAAGGUUUGCCAAGUGGAGAAUCAGCACGAGUAAGGCAGAGAUGGGCUGACAGCGGUCUCUGACUAAUAAUGUGUACUGUGCACCUCCUGCAUGGGAAAGCAAGAAGCUAGUUUGAAAGGAGCUUAUGAUAUACACAUGGUUGAGCUAUGGAACAGUAAGAAAUAAUGCUGAGAGGGUGGCGAUGGCUUAUUCACAGACAGACUUGAACAACGAACUAAGCUGGCUGGCUCUCCUUGGGUGGGGAGGCACCAGGGAAAUGAUGAAUGUAUGAAUCAGGGAGGACUGGGCUUUAGGAACCCAGGGCAGUGGCUUCCUCCACUUGUGUAAGGACCUAACAGAUCACACACUCACUUCGAAUAGAUUUAAUAUGUUAAAGGGGAAAAAAUAUCCAAAUUUUAGCAAUGUAUGAUUGAUUCCUCUUUUGAAUCCUGUCUGAUUUCAUCCUUAACCUAGGAAAAGCAUAGUCAUUUAACAUGUAGACAGGCAAUACCAAAGUUGUUCCCAGCCAUUUUAAAGUUUUCAACAGUAACUUUAAACAACCUUACCUAUUUUUUCUAGCUAACUAUACUAAAAAGUAAAAUUUCAGCUCCAGAUUUUACUUGAGCACAAGGCCACUUUGAACUGGUGAAAGGAAUCAGAUGAUAGAAUUCAGUGAAGAAUCCAGUUCUAGGGCUUAGUCACUAAUGGCUAAUCAAAUGUCUACAUCAUGAUCAUGAUGUUAGAUAUAUGGGGGGAAGGGAAGCUGUUGAGAUUAACAACACAUUUCUGUACAUACAAACCCAGAAAUUACUGGGAAACAAAACACAAGCUCCUCCAAAGAAAUGUCUUUCCCCUAUUCUCCUGAAAAAGACUGAUAGACUUGACUUCCUUCACAUCACAUUUGUUGGAAGUUUACAAGAGCAUACCUUUUCUCUGCAUUAUAAAUAGAAGCUACAGGAGUAUGAGAAUCAGCCCACAAGACUAGGAGAAAUGCUUGUCCCCUCUCCCUUGCUUUUACCAGGCACUGAGAUGACCGUGGAAGCUCAUGGGUGGUCAGCUACAGGUUCACCUAAGUUUGUAUCUCAGAACAGAGAAGUCAGAAGUCAGGGAGCAUGUCCCAAUCCUGGGCUGGAACCAACUCACUGAAUCCAGGCAGAGUGAAUGGCCUGCUCUUGGAUGUAAGCUUUCAGGCUAGCAAACAAUCCAGAGAUGGCCUUAAUUUCUGAUGCUGGUGGGGAGCAGAGGAGCGAAGGAAACACACACUUAGGGGUGCAUGAUAGCACUCCAUUUCUAUGCCAUGUGGAACAAGACUAGUCAAAGAAGGUGUUUCUAACCAACAUUUUCUCAGAGUCUCGGUUUCUUUUGCAUGCUUGUAUCUCACUGACACCAAGGACCCAUUUGUCUUCAAGGGUCCUUUCGAGUCCCUAAGAGAGAGAGAGGCACCCGCUGCUAACCACGGAUGGGCUGGCCGUGAAAGAGCCAGUGCUUGUCAUUAAAGAGCAGGCAAAGCCAGGAACCACAUCCCAAACUACAGGAACCCGGAUGUUGUUCAUUGAAGGGUGGACUUCGUAUUUCCCAGUUCCGUGGUGAUGGGGAGCAAAAAGGCCCCUUUCCUGUACAUAACUGUUAGUGCUGUGUCCAUUUUUCUCUCUAAGACUCCAGGAGGAGAAGCUAUUGUAAUUCCUUUUUCUCCUCAGGAGCUACCGCUUUCGAAAAUGCUUUCCUCCUCUUGCUCGGCUUGACUAAUACACGCAUCAUUCUGAAAGACCUAGGCAGUUGCAUUUUGUCAAAAUUAUCUCUCUUAGAAAAUGUCCUUUUUUUCUUUUAGGACUUAAAGCCCAAAAGGGAUUAGUGGAAGUUUUGCAGCCCACCAAAAGUGAACGUAAUUCUGCAAUAUCAACUAAAAUAGUGUUAGAAACCAUUAAACAGUAUUCUACAUGCGUGGAAUUACGAAAUUCGCAGAGAACGUUCACAAAAUCAGCUUUGGGCUUGAAGCCUUCCGAAAGCAGGGAGCUGUAAUUCCUUACCCUCCGAGAACUUAUUAGUACAUUCUGGUACAAUAUGGAGAGAAAAUGCCUUUGUGUGAGAAUGAAGAAACAAGGCAGCCUAGAUUUUUUUCAUCAGGGACCCCCUCUAUGCUUUCUUUCUAUGACGCUUUCCUAACAAGGACACUGGUGACUUUGGCUUUUAAAGAGAACGUGGGUCAUGUAAAUUUCCCUUGAAGCACAGACUUUGAAGGACUGUGUUCCUUCGGAGAGUGAGAUGAGGUGAGUUCUUCUUGCACAUCUCCUGGUGGGUAUCGGCAAUUGCCAGUUCACGGGUCUCACUCAUUCAUGCUCCUGGAAGCAAGAAUCUACACCAGAAAUCAUGGACUCCCCAAAGCAAAGACAUGCUAUGUUAAUGCUACAAUAGCGCAUAAAUACCUCAACUGUCUGGGCUGAUAGAGGGGCUGCAGGUUUUAAGAGAGCAGAUACUAUCCUCCUCCAUGUAGUCACACCAUCUAACGACAGGACUCAACAUUCUAGUUUUCUUCACUGUGGAAAAGAAACGUCACUGUUUAAUCCGUAUCCAAAGUUCUAAAUACAGCUUGUAAAUUUUACUGACUUGUUUCCUUUUGUUGGGUCCUUGAGAAGUACAACUUGCUUUUGCAGAUGGUAAUUUCUAGUGUCUUUCUCUGCUGUAUUUUUUGUUUUUGGUAUGAAAUUGCUGUAUUUGUUAAAGUUUGUUCGUUCUGUGGUUUUUAAUUCCCAUUGGUGCACUGUACAAUGGGGUGUUAUAGUGUAUCAUCAAGAAAGAAAUAAUAUGCUGAUAUGUUAUGGAGUGUGUUUUAUUUUCAAAUGACUCUGUGGUGUUGAUGAUAUAUUGAUUUACCAAGAUACUAAGGGAAAAUUCUAAAUUUACCAAAAUGUGUAUAUUUUAAUAAAUGUGUAAAGCUUUA